Esox lucius (northern pike) is the source of this 3380-nucleotide messenger RNA. It is a transcript of the gene mblac1, whose product is annotated as metallo-beta-lactamase domain containing 1. The record is from RefSeq and is a predicted model, not a curated record. NCBI's taxonomy places the organism in Eukaryota, Metazoa, Chordata, Actinopteri, Esociformes, Esocidae. Bases 1581 to 2285 code for a protein of 234 amino acids. The transcript is spliced from 2 exons.
CAAAAGAUAUUACAUCGCCACAAUUUGUUUGAGAUCUUUCUUGAGUUGUGUAGCAUUACGUUGUUUAUGGCCCUUGUGAUAAAUUAAUUUUUGAGUUUGUUAAUGCAAAUGAUCAUUUUCCUGCUCUGCUAAAAAUCUUUCCAUGCUAGCUGCAUAUUUGCUCCGUACAUAAAUACAACGUAAUUUACCAAACAGCACAUCAUCAUUUGCUAUUAUUGUAAGUUUGGAAAUAAGCGAUCUGAGAAGAAGCAGUGAAGAUUUCAACAACAAGUCACAGGCUAUGUUGGUAAUUUGACAAACUGUAUAAACUGCUUUGUGCUCUGUAACCAAAUUAUGCAAACUCCACUCCAGGUCCACUCCAGCUCCACAGUGCCUUGUGGGUAAUUGACAUGCUGCAGCAUUUUUUCAUUCCAAUAUGUCAACAUGCAUAUGUUACUUUAAUUUGGGAAAACUAUUUUCUAUUGUGAGAGGAAAGUAUGUGGACAAUAUUUUCUAUUAGCCAAAAGUAUCUGGAAACACAUUCAAAUUAGUGGAGUUGGCUAUUUCAUCCACACCCAUUGCUGUAAUGUGAAUUAAAUCACAGUCAUGCAAUCGCCAUAGACAAACAUUGGCAGUAGAAUGGCACGUACUGAAGAUCUUUCAACUUUGGACUGUCAUAGCAUGCUGCCUUUCCACAAUGUCAGGGUGUCAAAUGUAGCUGAUGCCACGAGAACAAUAACUUCCCAAAUACAUAGUGCCAACUGUUAAGUUUGGUGCAGGAGGAAUCACUUUUCUUGGGCUGUUUCUCAGGAUUCAGCCUUAGCCCUUAUGUUCAAGUGUAAGGAAAUCUUAAUGCUGAGAAAUGAUGAUUCUUCCAACUUUGUAGGAGCAGUUUAAGGAAGGCCAUUUCCUCUUUCAGUGUGACAAUGCCCCUGUACAGAAAGUAAAUUCCAUACAGGAAUAGUUUUACAACACUGGUGCAGAAGACUUGACUGGCCUGCCCAGAGUCCUGACCUCAUUAAACACCCUUGGGAUAAAUUGGAACGUGCCUAGGACAGGGAUUGACCUUGUGUGGUGUUGUGUGAUGGGAGGAUUGUAAGUAAGAACAAAGGAAAAUGAAUAUGUAUAACGUUAUUACCACACGCAUUCCAUUCAGCAAGUGUUUCGAGGAGCGAUUCCGGCUUCAGCAAAAGGUGUUUUUAACAUACUUAUUUGACAAGUAUGAUUGAAAAAAAAAAAACAUCUUAAUGAUACUUCCGGAUAAUUUUUUAUUGAACUCAAGUGACACGGCUGUGCAUACCCUGUAAAUGUUUUAGAAAUACAGUAUUAGAUUAGAAAAUUAAAUAGAAUAUAGAAGUUGUGAACGCUCCCACACAGUAGGUGGCGGUGUAGGCACCUUUAGGUUUGCUGCUAAAUCGUCACGUUUGUCCAUCUGGACGUAAAACCAUAAACAAGAGCAUGUGUUGUUAACUUCUUUUGGCUAGUUUGGGCAAGGUUAAUAAGUAAAUACUGUCAACGUACAUUUGUGAUAGUGUACUAAUAAAAAUAAAACAAUGUGCUUUUUGUGACACUGUACUAAUCACAUUUUUGAGCGAGAAGAGAUGGAAUGUAAAGGGAAAUCAGACGCAUGUAAAGUCAAAAGAAGCGAGUUUUCGGACAAGGAACUCGAUAUUGAGGGGCAACCGUACAGACUGUCGGUGCUCAAAGUAGGCUACUGUAUUCCCCAACCUGACGGGUCUUUUCGAGCCGACGGAACUAUUUCUCUUCUAACUGGACCUAAAACUAUUCUAGUAGACACCGGAGGACCGUGGGACAGGGACUUCCUGGUGAAAAGUCUCAGGGACAAAGGUUUGGAACCUGGCGAUGUCAGCGUGGUUGUGGGCACCCACGGACACUCUGAUCAUGUGGGAAAUCUAGGGCUGUUUCCAGGGGCAACUGUAGUUGUGGGAUGUGACAUCAGUGUGGGGGAUAGGUACCUUCCAAACAGGCUGGCUGAGGGGCGACCAUAUCCCAUUGAUGAACAUGUGUCAGUAGUACCCACUCCUGGCCACACAGGACGAGACGUGAGCGUUCUGGUGAAGGGAACUACAAUGGGCACGGUGCUGGUUGCCGGAGACCUAUUUGAGCGAUGCGCCGACGACGACAGCUGGAGGGAUCUAAGUGAGAACCCUGUUGUGCAGGAGGCCAGCCGGCAGCUGGCGCUACGUACCUCUGAUGUCAUCAUUCCAGGACAUGGAUUGCCAUUCCGAGUCCACCGGGAAGAGGUGCAUUGGCGUUCUGAGCCGACUGAUACCGUGGACAUCUGAUCAGCAUCUGCAUGCCUUGUGUAUUGGGACAUAUUGUCUAGCUGUGGCAACAGACCCAAAUGAAAGGGUGUGGCAGAUAGAGAAAGAACCAGUCUCUUCUGGGUUGCAGUGGACUGUCCGGGACAGAUGGAACAGUUGUUCGUUUUUUGGGGAUAAUAUUCUGUAUCACCCGUCACCUGUCUUUUUCUGGAUACAGACACGCAGCACGGACACCCACACACACACACACACACACAACCACACACACAAGAGGCAUGUCUGUGUUUCAGUGACUGACCCCUGAUCACGCUGAAUCACUUCUGACCCUCAAAAUCAUCCUGCAAGAAAAACAACUGUGUGGAUCCAUGUCUACCAUGUAAUUACAUGACAUUCAGGAUGAUGGAAAAAUAAUAUGUUGCUACAUUUUCAUGUUCAAGAGGAAAGUGUCAGAAUGCUGAUGGCUAUAUUUGCUGGUUGUAUUCAUGAAUGUUUAUCAUGAUAUACCUUUUGCUUUGUUCAAGCGUUUGUGUGUUUCGUUUCACAGAUCCAAUUAGGAUCAGAAGUUUUCACAAGUAUAGUAAAACAUGAAAAAUCUGCCAUUGUUUAGACCUUUUGCCUGUAUCAACAAGGUCAAUUUCCAUUUCAAGGCCAAAAUAAAAAUUGCAGUUAGUGUUAAAAUUGGUGUUUACGGUUAGGAUUCAAGUUAAUGUUGGGUGUAGUGUUGUGUUUCGGUUACAUUGAUUUUUGGAUUUCUAGACUCGAUAAGUAUAGAAAUACAAGGCUUUGUGUGAGAAAGCAGAAUGAUCCAGGUUGUUUUACUGUGGUGAGUGUGUGCGUGCGUGCGUGGGUGCGUGCAUGCACGGCAGGACCUGUACCAGGCACAGGCUGGUUGAUAUGGAGAAACUCAGUUUAUGCAACAGCAGCCAUAAAACCUUAUUGGCAUCCUUGUCAUACUGAAACCUGUUUUAUUGGUUCUUUUACAACACCCUGUUCCCCUUAUAGUGCACUACUUUUCACCAGGGCCGAUAGGGGAUUGGCUGUCAUUUUCAGACACAGGGUUAUGCUGUGUCUAUCUGUCCUUCAGUCAACACUCAAUAAUAAACGUAAUUUUUUUUU